UGCCCUCUUGUGAUGCAUCAUGAGAAGCAUCAAUCACCACCGAGGUUGGAGGUCACAACAGAAGACAUGGCGGCUCCCAGUAAAGCGACCGUGGUGCUGAAGGCUGUGAAGCAAAUAGCGGUCCAGUUCUGUCCUUUUGAGACUAAUGUCCGGUCCACACGGGAGUUUCUGGCCCUGGUGGGCUCAGAGAAGGCCAGAGCUACCAACAUGAACUGUGAGGUGAUAUCCACGGUGAAACAUGACAAGUCUGAACCGGUAGUGGAUAUCACUUAUCUAGACGGAGACAAGCUGGUGUUGAAGGGAGCAAAGUUGACCAGCGGCGAGAUGCUGAAUGCAUUUCAGUCACUUUGCACGGCCAAGGAUCCACAGGGAAAAGUUGCAGCGAAAAAAUAAUGAUCCUCAUGUUAAAUAUAUCUGUGUUGAAUUUAUCUGUAUUUAGCUGUGUAUAUUCUUGGAUGUUUAUUAUUAAAGUAUUUCAUUUAAA
This is a messenger RNA of Sebastes umbrosus (honeycomb rockfish), 484 nucleotides long. It is a transcript of the gene mrpl53, whose product is annotated as mitochondrial ribosomal protein L53. The record is from RefSeq and is a predicted model, not a curated record. Bases 13 to 393 code for a protein of 126 amino acids. Gene Ontology annotation, cellular component: mitochondrial large ribosomal subunit. The transcript is spliced from 3 exons. Lineage: Eukaryota; Metazoa; Chordata; Actinopteri; Perciformes; Sebastidae.